Messenger RNA from Chelonus insularis, 2251 nucleotides. RefSeq names its product splicing factor 1-like (gene SF1). Bases 169 to 2055 code for a protein of 628 amino acids. NCBI's taxonomy places the organism in Eukaryota, Metazoa, Arthropoda, Insecta, Hymenoptera, Braconidae. The record is from RefSeq and is a predicted model, not a curated record. Gene Ontology annotation, molecular function: mRNA binding; zinc ion binding. Gene Ontology annotation, biological process: regulation of mRNA splicing, via spliceosome. The transcript has 8 exons. Gene Ontology annotation, cellular component: nucleus.
CACUAUAGUGCCAAGAGUCGUACAAUCGCCAUUUUUACAUCGUGUAAGAUCAUCUACUCAUGCUUAUCAGUCCAAAGUGUAUGAAAUUUUGUUUCGCUUUUUCAUAUAAAGAAGAUAAAAAUUCCCGUCAUUGAAUCAAAAAUUUUUAUAAAUAAUUGUGACACUGUGAUGAAUCAAUCACGGAAUUAUACAUCAUUACUGAAUCCGAGUUACUUGCAAAAUGCUCAGAAUUCAACAUCAAGUAAUAGUGCAGCGGCAGCUGCUGCUGCCGCUGCUGCAGCUGCAGCGGCUGUAUCUGCUGCAAUUGCAAACGGAACAGCAUUAAAUUCUAACUCUUCAACUCCAAAAAAGCGUGAAGUCGAAGAUGAUAAUAAACAAGAAAAAGAGUCAAAGGAAGAGCGACGUAAACGACGAAAGACGAGAUGGGGAGGGAGUGAACAUGAUAAAACAUUUAUUCCAGGAAUGCCUACUGUUCUACCAACAAACUUAACUCCUGAACAAGAAAAGGCUUAUCUUUUUCAGCUGCAGAUAGAGGAAAUCAGCAGGAAGCUGAGGACGGGAGAUCUUGGGAUUCCACUAAACCCAGAAGAAAGAUCACCGUCUCCUGAGCCAAUUUACAGUAGUGAUGGUAAACGAUUAAAUACACGAGAAUACCGUACAAGACGUAAAUUAGAGGAAGAACGACAUAAUCUUAUUCAAAAAAUUUUAAAAAUCAAUCCUGAUUUUAAACCUCCCCCAGAUUAUAAACCACCUAUAAUUCGUGUACACGACAAAGUAAUGAUUCCUCAAGAAGAACAUCCAGACAUUAAUUUUGUCGGAUUACUUAUUGGACCGCGUGGAAAUACUUUAAAAUCAAUGGAAAAAGAAACAGGAGCAAAGAUUAUAAUACGUGGUAAGGGAUCUGUAAAAGAAGGAAAAGUUGGAAGAAAAGAUGGACAGCCUUUACCUGGUGAAGAUGAACCUUUACAUGCAUACAUUACUGCCAAUAAUUUAGAAGCUGUCAAAAAAGCAGUUGAAAGAAUACAUGAGAUAAUUAGACAAGGAGUUGAAGUUCCUGAAGGACAAAAUGAUUUAAGACGCAAUCAAUUACGUGAAUUAGCAUUACUAAAUGGAACUUUACGAGAAAAUGAUGGGCCACGAUGUACGAAUUGUGGAGCUUCUGAUCAUAAAUCAUGGCUGUGUCCUGAUAAACCAAAUGUUACAAAUAAUAUAGUAUGCUCGAGUUGUGGUGGUGCAGGACAUAUCGCUCGCGAUUGUCGAUCAAAACGUCCUGGUCAAGGUGGACCUGCAGCAGCUGGAAUAGGCGGGAUGGGUCCAGCUGGUGAUAAAGCUAAAAUUGAUGAAGAAUAUAUGUCUUUGAUGGCAGAAUUAGGAGAAGGCCCCCCACCCGAUAGAUCUAAAACAAAUCAAAUUCGUCCAAAUACACAAGCUAAUCCUAAUUAUCCAGGAUUAUUUGAUAGACAACAAACACCGAGAGCUUUGAUGGCUGCACCAGCACAUCCACCGCCACAAAUGAUGCAAAGUGGACCAAUGAUGCCUCCUCCUGGAAUAGCACCCCCUCCAUGGAGUCAAGGUGAUCCUAAUAGUAUGAAUAAUAUGAAUGGAAUGAAUAUGCAGUGGCAACAACCUCCAGUUAGUAUGCCACCACCACCUGGAGUAAUGCAGCCACCUCCACCACCACCAGGAUCCACUCCAACGCAGGCAAAUAUUCCACCAUUGAUGCCUUGGAUGGCUGGUAAUAAUCAACCUCCUCCACCGGGUCAGAUGCCUCCAACACAAAUACCUCCACCAGGAAUGGGUAUUCCACCAUGGCAACAAGUACAACAAACCUCUAUGAGACCACCUCCACCUGGUACUGCCCCUCCGCCUGGAUAUCCCAGUUGGCAACCACAACCUAUGGGAACUUGGCCACCAGCAGCACCGGUACCACCACCUCCUCAACAACAGCAACAACCACCACCACAACAACAAAAUCCAGCACCACCUGGAAUUGAUCUUAAUACAUUACCAACUUUACUGGCUCAACCUCCACCACCGCCACCACCUACGAGUUAGUUUGUAAUCGAUAAAACUCGGUAGAUUUUGGCGAUUUUAUUGAUAGUUGGAUGAAAUCAGUCAAAUUGAAUAAUUAAAUGUGUAUUUAUGAAAUUUCAGUGUAUUUUUCAGUAACCAAUUGUUACUAUUUCAGAUUUAUUUUCUAUUAAUUUAAAUUGCACAUAUUUUAAUAAUUACGGCACAUGGUUUAUCAAUA